AGCCACGAGCAGGAGCAGCUACGAGCACUAACACACCCCUCACUCACUCGCACCCGCACACACACACCGUUACCGCGCUGUCCUGAGCGCUGUGGUGCCCUCACCUCUGCCCUGCACUCUCCACUCCUCCCUGACUCUCCUUCAUCACAAAAAAAAAAGAAAAAUCACAGCCUCUCUCACUUCCCCCGCUUCUCCUGGGCGCAGUGUCCACUGCUGUGGCUGGACUUUCGUUUUCUGGUUUGUUUUUUCUCUUUGUGAGAGGUUGGAGCUGCUGUAGAUCCUCUGUGAAGGCGAGGCUGGAGCUAUCUGUGUGACCGCUGCGUCUCUGACUCACUUUAUUUUUUUCCGCUUUUUUUUGGGAGUAGCUGGAAUGGCUACUUUACCAGGAACAGUUCCUCGCAUGGUCCGGCCAGCACCAGGCCAGAACUACCCCCGCACCGGAUUCCCCCUGGAAGUGUCGACCCCUCUGGGCCAGGGCCGCGUUAACCAGCUCGGCGGAGUGUUCAUCAACGGCAGGCCGCUGCCCAACCACAUCCGCCAUAAGAUCGUGGAGAUGGCGCACCACGGCAUCAGACCCUGCGUCAUCUCCCGCCAGCUGCGCGUGUCUCACGGCUGCGUCUCCAAAAUCCUCUGCCGCUACCAGGAAACGGGCUCCAUUCGGCCGGGGGCCAUCGGGGGGAGCAAGCCCAGGCAGGUGGCCACGCCAGACGUUGAGAAGAGAAUCGAGGAGUACAAGCGCGAGAACCCGGGCAUGUUCAGCUGGGAGAUCCGGGACAAGCUGCUGAAGGACGGGGUGUGUGACAGAGGCACGGUUCCUUCAGGUGAGGCCUCAUCUGUGAGUUCCAUUAGCCGGGUUUUGAGAGCGCGUUUUGGGAAGAAGGACGAUGAUGAUGAGUGUGAUAAGAAGGAUGAAGAUGGGGAGAAGAAAACGAAGCACAGCAUCGACGGGAUUCUGGGGGAUAAAGGUAACCGUACAGACGAGGGUUCGGACGUUGAGUCGGAGCCAGACCUGCCGCUGAAGAGAAAACAGAGGCGCAGCCGCACAACCUUCACCGCCGAGCAGCUGGAGGAGCUGGAGAAAGCCUUCGAAAGAACGCACUACCCAGACAUCUACACCCGUGAGGAGUUGGCCCAGAGAACCAAACUCACCGAGGCCCGCGUACAGGUAUGGUUUAGCAACCGAAGAGCCAGAUGGCGUAAGCAGGCUGGAGCCAAUCAGCUGGCAGCGUUCAACCACCUGUUACCUGGAGGGUUUCCUCCAACUGGAAUGCCAACCUUACCAACUUACCAGCUUCCAGAGACCACCUACCCUAGCACGACCCUCUCACAGGAUGGCAGUAGUACAUUGCAUCGACCUCAGCCUCUCCCGCCCUCUUCCAUGCACCAAGGAGGACUCUCGGCAGACAGCAGCUCUGCCUACGGCCUCUCGUCCAAUCGUCACACCUUCUCCAGCUACUCGGACACCUUCAUGAGCCCUUCCGCUUCAAGCAACCACAUGAACCCGGUCAGCAACGGCCUCUCCCCACAGGUGAUGAGUAUCCUGAGUAACCCCAGUGCCGUACCCUCUCAGUCCCAGCAUGAUUUCUCCAUCUCUCCGCUCCAUGGCAGUCUGGAGGCCUCUAACCCCAUCUCGGCCAGCUGCAGCCAGCGCUCUGACCCCAUCAAGAGUGUGGACAGCCUGGCCUCCUCACAGUCCUACUGCCCCCCAACCUACAGCGCUACAAGCUACAGCGUGGACCCUGUUACCGCUGGCUACCAGUACAGCCAGUAUGGCCAGAGUGCAGUGGACUACCUGGCUAAGAAUGUGAGUUUGUCCACCCAGCGGAGGAUGAAGUUGGGUGAUCAUUCCGCUGUCCUUGGACUACUGCAGGUGGAGACAGGACAGGCCUACUGAUCACCACUAGACCUACAGCUUACACGUGGCUCUGUCCCGGACCGGCUAGUCUCCUUUGUAUGCAGGAGCGAGACUUCACUCCCUUGAAGUUCCUAGUUUUUAAAUGAAAAUACUGGUUCAGUCUAUAUUUCCCCCUUUCCAGUUGCCCAUUCUUACCACCCUGACCAGCCUCAUAAAGGGUACGAGGCAAAUCCAAUGCCACAGCCACUCCAAUGACUCCAAUGACUGCUACGAUUAGCAUUUCUGUAUGUAUUUCCAACAUGUUGUAUAUAGUUGUCUAUGAAUUCCAAUGUCAUUCAAAUUGAUAAGCUUUUUUUUUUUGCUGUUGAUAUUGUUCUGAUGAUUAUCCUCUUCAUAGUUGUCGUAAUUACGAUGAUUGUAUCUUUUUCUUUGCUUUAUUAACCUCACCAUUCUGCUCUUCCUCCUCUCUGAAGCUGAGCUCUUCAUGUGAAAUGCUAGCGGUGUGCUUCGCUAGCACGCUAGCAUGUGGCCGGUGGUUUUCCACUUCCCCAUGUCCCGGAGCGCCAGCGCUCCUGAGCAAUUUGACCUUCACUUUCAUAUUUCACUUGACAUUCCGUACGAACUUGGCCACUCUGUGGGAAGUCUGGCUAAGUGCAUCCUGCUGGGAAUUAGCGUCGACUUUCGCUAGACAAAUGUUCCCUUCUCCUCCCUUACCCCUCCCAUGCUCGUUCUGUCCUUAGCUGUCCUGGGGGAAAGGGCAUUGUCUUAGGAAAGAGGAUUUGGGGAAAAUACUGUGCAUUUUACUUUAUUUUUAAAGGAGGACCAAAGUCGCUAACCCCAAACUAGACCUUACCCUGAACUUUUUAAGUCAAAUCGCAGUUUGAAAGGUCAUAUUUACUCCAAAUGUAGUCAGCCAAGACAUGUUGGGUGUACCAAGUUUUGCACCAGAGCUACGAGGCUAAUGAAGCUAACAAGUAAUUAGCAUAACAAGCAAUUAGCUUCGUGCAAACUGCAUCCCUAAAUCAUCUCAUGCUUCCUUCAAACCGUGUCAGGUUCUUGAGUAAUCUCAAAUAGACUUUCUGACACUGUAUGAUGUACUGUUAUCUAUAAAAACGCUAUAAGAAUGUACAAAAUUCAGGUUUCAAGAUGAAAGAACACCUUUGCACAUGUGGAGUUGAGACCAAGUAUGAAUUUCUGGAGCAUUCCACUUUUUCCAAGCGCCCUCAACGCUCCUGGGAAGCAUACAGAGGCCCACAGGCCGUGGCAUUCACGUGCACUUUGGCAAAUCAAAUAAUCCUCUCAAACAGCUAAAGGGCACAGGUAGCGGCACAUCAAAUUCUCACUCAUAUUUCCAUUUCUCUUUCCUUCUUUUCAUUUCCUGUGGUGCCAUCUCACUCCUUGUCGCUCUCGCUCUUUCUCCGGCUCUUUCCUUCUCCGUGCCGGCUAUCCAAUCCCAUCCAGCAGGGCUUCUCCUUUAAUUUCAAAUCUCACGCGUUCCGAUUUGUACAAAAUUGUUCUUUUUUCUAAACAAACUAGUGAAUUUUUGACCUCUGUGUAGCCCUGUUAGUUCACACCUCAACACAGUCUAUUUAGUUGCUUAUAAAUGGAGUUGUACAGUAGACCAAGCAGAUUGUUUAUUGUUUGUUUAUAAAGAGUAUGUUUUAUACUAAAACAAAAAAGAUGUUCAGUGGUAGAUGAAACAAGGGAUUUGCGUGAGUCUUAUAAUGUAUUUUUUUUUGUUUUGUUUUGGUUUUUUUUGUGUUACCUUUACUGGUUUCUAUUUCUUUGCUUUGGAUCUUUCGGAUCGAUAUGUAUCAUUUACAAAUAGAAAGACAAAGUGUAUUAUCUUCGGUUACUGUGGUAAGGUCUUGACGAAAUAUGAUGCGCAAUUUCAUUCCCAAACUUUCCAAAAAAGUGUGAAAUGUCUUUUGUUUUUUGAUAAUUCUUUAACCGCCAUGUGAACGGACAGACGGAUUACGAUUACGCGGAUCCUUGAUGACAAACGAAGGAAUAAAUAUGUGAAUAGCUCUUACGUUUGAACAGUCCGAGACUCUUCCUGAGAAAUGACUGAAUCUUCUGUUGGACCAGUAAGACUGUGGGUGGGGGGGUACACAGACAUGCUCGGUGCUACCAGGGUCACCAUCAUCUCAAAGGCCUCAUCUGUCUAAGUACUGAUGACCGCAUUGACCCAAGGAGGACCUGUCUGUGCCCUGAUCGUAAACAUUUUACGAAGGAACGAUUGAGGAACCUGACUAAAGUGCUUCUGGCGUAGACCAUCCGUGGCUAACACGUGCGUUACUCAGCAUUUGGAUAUUAAAAGUGUAUUACCCAGCGUCCCUCCCUGUUCGGAGCCCCCCACGCCCUUAAACAUUUUUCGUUAGGAUUUGUGUUUAUGCUUUCUUCCAUUUGGGUUCAGCAUGUGUGUGUACGUUCUCAUGGUAUAAUUUAUUCUGCUGUAUGACGUAGUAGAGUAGUGGGAAACUUGUAUUUGGUAAUUUCCUUCAGCCUGUUGGUGUCUUUCCUGUAACACUGGCGUAAAUGUUACCAAUUAAAGCUCUAAAACAGA
Colossoma macropomum (tambaqui) is the source of this 4421-nucleotide messenger RNA. RefSeq names its product paired box 7a (gene pax7a). Lineage: Eukaryota; Metazoa; Chordata; Actinopteri; Characiformes; Serrasalmidae. Gene Ontology annotation, molecular function: RNA polymerase II cis-regulatory region sequence-specific DNA binding; DNA-binding transcription factor activity, RNA polymerase II-specific. Gene Ontology annotation, biological process: anatomical structure development; regulation of transcription by RNA polymerase II. Bases 371 to 1894 code for a protein of 507 amino acids. The record is from RefSeq and is a predicted model, not a curated record. The transcript is spliced from 9 exons.